AUGGCGCCGUCUGACGCCGCUUCUCCCGUGAGCGACAGUGACGAGAGGUACAUGUCGCCCUGGAGCGACGGUUUCAAGGCAUCUUCCAGCGGCGCCGUGCCGACGUUCAACCUGCACACCACUUCCAUCAGCACUCUGUACCAGUCGGAUUCGGAGUUUACGACGCAUUCUCCGUGCGGGUCAUUCUCCUCCGAGGCCUGCAGCAGGCCGACUGCGCACGAGUCGUUCGAGAACGAGGCUGUCUUAUCGCAAGGGUCCUCCACCAAGCGCGGCGGCGCAACCAUCGAUGCGCGUCUGCUGCGCGUUGAGCACGGCCUCAGGGCCAAUGGAGCCCUCAACGGGGUGCUGCGUGAGCUGAGCAGCAUCGGCGCCGACUACGCGUCCAGGCUGCAGGCGCUGGCAGAUGGCAUGGAAAUUGGGUUCGAGGGCGAGUCGCGUGGCAUGUCCGCUGCCGUCGGCGCCCUGCGGGCCUACAUCGUCAGCCUGGCCGAGAACCAGCGUGAGUUCGCGGAUGCGGUGGCCCACGAAUGCACGGUCCCCAACGACACCCCCGACGCCUGCGCCGGCAUAAGGGGCGACCUGGAACGGGCGCGCAGCAAGUACGACGCGGCCGAGGCCAGCAGGACGUCGCUGGUCGCCGGUGUGGAAAACCUGUACCUGCAAACGAAGUCUGCCGUCAGCAUGUGCUCCGAGGCGUUCCACGAGCCGCCGUCGGUCAAAACGCGUCUGCACGCGGGGCUGAUAUCGGUGUUUUUGAAGUUCAUGCGGUCGAAUGGCGAGCUCAGCCAGUCGCAGGCCGUGAACGCACGCGUGGAGCUCGAUGAGGAGACAGCCAGGCUGUCGGAGUCCCUGCGGUCAAUCGACGCCGACCGCGUCUGCGGGCUCCGCGACGGCAUCUCCAAGCUGGUGGUGUACGAGACAGCGCGUCUGCGCAACCUGCAGUACGACGUGUGCCACUUGGUCACGGCGCUGAACGACGUGGACCCGGAGCGGGAGUGGUCGGAGUUCGAGGCAACGGGGCACCAGGACAUGGUCGAAGUCCCGUCCGAAUCCAGCCGCUCUCCGACGCACUACGCAACGUACUUGAAGGCUGAGAUCCCGGAGGUGUUCCGCAACUACGCCGUGUCGCAGCUGGCGCUGUCUGCACCCAAGGAGCGCGUGCUGCAGCGCAUCGAGCGCACUCUCGCGAAGUACAUCGACGCGGUCUGGGACGACAAGGCGGACAGCGUGCAGAUGGCUGACUUUGUGGGCGAGAUGCAGUCGUCGCUCGUCCGCCAGGUGUUCUGCAACCUGGUCACCACGCGCUCGCUGCAAUGCAACCGCCUGCCAUCCAUGGCCGCCUUAAAAUUGUUUUCGCGUCUGGUCGGGGCGUUGCUGGCGUUCUCCCGCAAACAGGGCGACGCCUGGACUGGCUACGCCAUCCUCAAGCUGGCCGAUUUCGUGCACGUCAUCGAGCAGCCAGCGGAGGGCCAGCCGCGGCGCACGUCGCUCCGAUGGCUCAUCUACUCGCACGAGUACUGGAGCCGCAUCCCCUUCUGGGAGGAAUGCCUGCUGAUCGCCAUCGCCCAGGAUUUCGCCGCGUUGUUCGAGGACGUGCGCCCGGACACCGUUUUGAAGCCGUACACGUCCGAGUUGUUGCGCUUCCGGCACUGGAUGGCGGCGUUCGGGAUUAGUAGUGCGGAAUCUUGUGCGCUGAUCGAGCGGGUGUGUGGCCGGCUGGGCCUGCCGGGGUCGUACACCCAGUGCCUCCAGGAGCCCAAAGAUUCCUGA
Messenger RNA from Babesia bigemina, 1770 nucleotides. RefSeq lists its product as hypothetical. The transcript is spliced from 3 exons. The coding region runs from base 1 to 1770 and encodes 589 amino acids. NCBI's taxonomy places the organism in Eukaryota, Apicomplexa, Aconoidasida, Piroplasmida, Babesiidae. The record is from RefSeq and is a predicted model, not a curated record.